This is a messenger RNA of Eriocheir sinensis (Chinese mitten crab), 2522 nucleotides long. RefSeq names its product fat-like cadherin-related tumor suppressor homolog. Gene Ontology annotation, biological process: homophilic cell-cell adhesion. The coding region runs from base 456 to 2522 and encodes 688 amino acids. Gene Ontology annotation, cellular component: plasma membrane. The record is from RefSeq and is a predicted model, not a curated record. NCBI's taxonomy places the organism in Eukaryota, Metazoa, Arthropoda, Malacostraca, Decapoda, Varunidae. The transcript has 10 exons. Gene Ontology annotation, molecular function: calcium ion binding.
UAUCUUGUUGUUCGUACUGCAGUAGACGUAAUGACUUCGUUUUCUGGAAUGUGUAUGUUAGCAUUAACUCAGUAACGUCACUAACAUGUUUAUUUGUAAGUCGUUUCAAACUCCACUCACUAAACCUCUCUCUGGGAAAGGAGACUUAAAAUGUAUGAUCACAUAUAAAACCUAUUUACUUCUUAAACAUACUUGGGGUUUUGAUCCUAUAUCUGCAUGUUUUUGACGUCCAUACAAAGCCGUGAGAUACAUUCCUUUAGGGGAGGUUGACUUAAAUGAUCACCAACACUCGAGCAACGUUCCCCUAUAACACAUCGGUUGUCCCAAGGUAGUGCAAGCAGACGGAGCAUUGCCUUCACGGGCCUUGUAGCCACGUGGACCUCCCUGCUCGGUGCCGCCUCUCAAUACCUUCCCCUAUUCCCCUGAAGGUGUUCGCCAGAGAUGCGGACGUGGGCAUGAACGGUGACCUGGACUACAGCAUCAGGACCGGCAAGGGCAAGAAGGGCCGCUUCAAGAUCCACCCGAAGACUGGCCAAGUGUACAGCAACAAGGCCUUUCCCCCGAGCAAGACCUUCGAUUUGAUGAUCCAGGUGAAGGACAACGGGGCGCCGCAGCUGACGGCCACCACGCGGGUCCUCGUGCGUGUGAUGGACGUGCCCGAGGAGUCUCCCAACCCGCCGGUCCUGCAGCCGCCGCCCCCCGCCCACGUGAUGGAGACGGACGCGCCGGGCCACCUGGUGUCCUUCAUCAACGCUCGGGACCCGGAUAACGACACCUUGUGGUACUACAUCACAGAGGGUGACGAGAGCGGCCGGUUCAGCAUGGGCGUGGACUCUGGCCUGGUGAGCUUGGCCCGCCGCCUGGACCACGAGGAGCAGCACCACUACGCCCUCACCGUCACGGCCACAGACGGCGUCCACACCGCCGCCACCAAGCUCGUGGUGGAGUUGAUUGUCGCCAAUUAUCACCGCCAGGUGUUCAGCGCCAGGACCUACGAGGGUGCCGUGAGCGAGGACGUGGCGCCGGGGUCCACCGUGGUCACCCUGCAGUGCCGAGACAGGGACCAGUCACCCACGGCGUCCUCCGCGGUGUACUUCACGCUGCACCACGCCCAGGCCUUGGCGUCCCAGGGCCUCUUCACCGUGGACUCGUUCACUGGUGACCUCAUCGUGGCCGAGCCCCUGGACAGGGAGGUGUCCAGCGUCCACGAGCUGACCGUGAGCUGCAGGGACCGCGGCCGACAGGAGAACGCAGACUUUGCCCGCGUGUCCGUGACGGUGGAGGACGACAACGACCACGAGCCCGUCUUCCUGGAGCCCAUGAUCAUCGCCAAGGUGAGCGUGGGGGCCGCGGCGGGCACGGCGGUGGUGCGGGUGAUGGCGCUGGACCACGACAAGGGCGACAACGGCAGGAUAUCCUACUCCAUCUUCGAGGGUGAGUGUGGGCGGGUGAGUGAGAGUAAUGCUGGAGGAAUCUUCAACAUUGACACUGCCCUCGGCGUGAUCAGCCUCACCCGAACCCUGGCCGACGCCCAGCCCCCGGAGCCCGCCGCCUCGGUGCCGGUCCGGGUCAUGGUGACCGCCUCGCAGAGCUUGCCGCCCUCCUGGCAGGGCAAUAAGCCGCACGUGGAGGAGGUCAGGGAGUGGGUGGCGGUGGGCACGGCCCUGGCGCGCGUCACGGCGUCCUCACCGUCGGCCCUCCACUACUCGCUGACGGGCGGGAAUGAACACAGCGCCUUCGUCAUCAGCCCCGCCUCGGGGGUGGUCAGCGUGGCCACGCCCCUGGACUACGAAACCACCUCCUGGUACAACCUGACCAUCACGGCCACCAACCUGGCCGGGGUGUCCCGCAGCACGUGGCUGGGCGUGACGGUCCUCGACGAGAACGACUGGUGGCCGGAGUGGGAGCGACUUUCCUACCACGGCAGCGUCCUGCAGACCGCCGGCCGCGGCGCCCCCGUGCUGGCCGCCCACGCCCACGCCCAGGCCAGCCCCAGCCAGCUCACGGUGACCGCCCGGGACCGUGACCAAGGCUACAACGGCAGAGUGACCUACACCAUCGUGGAGAAGGACAUCACAAAGUUGUUUUCAAUCAACCGACACACAGGAGCUGUGUGGGUGUCUGGCAGCCUGGACACAGUGGCCGGCACCACGGUGAGGCUGAGUGUGUGGGCCACGGACGGGGGCAGCCCCCGGCGGGAGUGUGUGGCGCCCGCCCCAGUCUUCAUCACGGUGAGGGAGGUGAAGGCUGCCCCAAUGGCCUUCCCCAAGACCCACUACUCAGCCGUCCUCUACCUGCCAACCUACCCUGGUGUGAGGGUGUUCUGCCUGGGCCGGGAGGAGCAGCCACGCCACCACGUGGAUGUGAAUGAUAUCACCGAUAUUUCAUAUUCCAUCGCUGCCGGUGACGACAGAGAAAACUUUGUGUUUGACAACGUGAACAAGUGUGUCAAGGUCCAGGACCAGUACAGCCUCAAGCCUCAGUACAACCUCACCCUCCAGGCCAGCGACUGGGCCGCAUAG